GUUAAAGUCUGAGCGUGUGACCAUGAAGAAGAAGCACCUCAUCCUUUUUGGCGUCUUGGCCGUGUCCGUUGUGACUCUGAUCCUGGGACUGGGACUGGGACUGGGACUGGACCUGCAAACUUGUCGAAAGCAAGUGGCGCCGCAGACGUCAUGCCGCGGUCGCUGCUACCAGCCGUAUGACGACGCCACACCUGGCUGCAGAUGUGACAGCGGCUGCGGCGCCGUCGGCAGCUGUUGCCAUGACUACCACGACCUCUGCACCGCCCCCAGUGAACUGUGGGAGUGCACCAGGCUGCGCUGCGGCGAGGCGAGGCUGCCGACCAGCAGGUGUCACUGUUCUGGCGACUGCAUGUCCGCACACGACUGCUGCACCAACUACCAGCAUGUUUGCCUGGGACAACCAGAGUGGGUGGAGGACCAGUGUGACGACCUGUCACGCCCCUCCUGUCCACCAGGCUUCAAGCAGCAGCCGCUUCUUCUGGUCUCGCUGGACGGCCUGCGAGCGGACUACCUGCAGACCUGGAGCGCCCUCAUGCCCGUGUUGACCAAACUCGGGACGUGUGGGACGUCAACUUCAUUCAUGCAAGCGGCUUUUCCCAGCAAGACCUUUCCUAACCACUACACCAUCGUGACGGGUCUGUACCCCGAGUCCAACGGUUUGAUCGACAACGUCAUGUACGAUCCCGUGAUGGACGCCAUCUUCACUUUGUCCGGUCCGGAGAAGGACAACCCGGACUGGUACUUGGGACAACCGAUUUGGCAUACAGCAAAGUUCCAGGGACUGAAGUCUGGAACCUUCUUCUGGCCGGGGUCUGACGUGAAAAUAAACGGCAGCUUCCCGGACGUGUAUCGACCUUAUGACGGGAAAAUCCCCUUUGAGGAACGAGUCCUGACGCUGCUCAAGUGGCUUCAGCUGCCGGAGCAGAAGCGACCCGACUUCUUCACGCUCUACUUGGAAGAGCCCGACAAAUCUGGACACAGCUUUGGUCCUGUCAGCGGAGGGGUGGUGGCGGCCAUGAUGGCGGUGGACAAGAUAGUGGGUCAGCUGAUGAACGGGCUGAAGCAGCUGGGUCUUCAUGGCUGUGUGAACAUCAUCAUCCUGGCCGAUCACGGUAUGGAGGAGACCAGCUGUGACAGGAAGGAGGCGCUGGAGGACCUGCUGGGUGACGUCAGCGGUCUCUGGGUCACUGAGGGUCCCUUUGGGCGAGUCCGCUCCAAGGACAAGGACGUCACCUUGGAUGCCGCAGAGCUUGUUGCCAACAUGACGUGCAAAAAGACCAACCAAAAGCUCCGCCCCUAUUUGAAGUCCCACCUUCCCAAGCGUCUGCACUUCGCCAACAGUCGUCGCAUUGAGGACGUCAACGUUCUAGUGGAGCCAAAAUGGCUGUUUGAGAGGCUGCCUGGAUCUCUCACCUUCUGUUCAGGAGGAGCACACGGCUAUGACAAUGAUGCACACAGCAUGCAUGCCAUGUUUGUCAGUCACGGACCAAAGUUCCACUCCCGCCUCCAAGUGGAGCCUUUUUCCAACAUCGAGCUGUACAACCUCAUGUGUGACGUGCUUGAGAUCUUCCCCAGCGACAACAACGGGACACACGGCAGCAUGAACCACUUCCUGCGAGAACCCUUCUACUCACCGCUGCCCCCGCUGGAGCAGAGUGGACCUGCACAGUGCAGCCUCACCAGCCUGCAGCCCACCGACCAGCUGGGCUGCAGCUGCCCCGACCUGAGUGCAGAUGGUGUCAUCACCGCCAACCGCCGCCUCAAUCUGACAUCAACACAAGAGUCAGCGUUGGUGAAGAAGCACGCCAUGUUCGGGCGACCUCGUGUGCUGCGCCCUGAGGAGCGAUACUGUGUGCUGCACCAUCAGGCCUACGUCAGCGCCUACAGCCAGGAAGCCAUGAUGCCACUCUGGACCUCCUUCACGCUGGACAAGACGGUACGCCAGCUGCCACAGGUCAGAGUUCACCCUCCCGACUGUCUGCGGCCUGACGUCAGACUUCCUGCGUCUCAGAGUCGCCGUUGUGACCUCUAUGGCGACCUGCGACCUGGCUUCCUCUACCCCCCCCGGCUGAGUGGCAGUGAGGAGCAGAGGUACGACGCCCUGCUGAGCAGCCAGGUGGCGCCCAUGUACCCCCACUUCCUCAGGGUGUGGUCUUACUUCCAGCACACGCUGCUGAGGAAGUACGCCGCCAUCUACAACGGCAUCAACGUGCUGACAGGCCCCGCCUUCGACCACGACCAUGAUGGACGCCACGACGCGCAGUGGGCGUCUGCGGGCAACGGCUCCGCCCCCACGCACUUCUUCGCCGUGCUGACCAGCUGCAAGGACGUGCGGCAGCCUGUGAGCGCCUGUGAUGGCGAGCUGCACGCCAUCGCCUUCCUGCUGCCUCACAGGCCUGACAACUCUGACAACUGCCAGAGUGCACAAGACGAGGCCGUGUGGGUGGAAGAGCACAUUUGGUUCCACCAGUCCCGAGUGCGAGACGUGGAGUGGAUGACAGGACUGGACUUGUACCAGGACAGUCCUCGACCAAUCACGGAGCUGCUGCGGCUGAAGACCCGCCCCACAGCAGCCAAUCAAAAACCAAUAAAACAAUCUUGA
Messenger RNA from Entelurus aequoreus (snake pipefish), 2602 nucleotides. RefSeq names its product venom phosphodiesterase. The record is from RefSeq and is a predicted model, not a curated record. The transcript is spliced from 25 exons. The coding region runs from base 23 to 2602 and encodes 859 amino acids. Gene Ontology annotation, molecular function: nucleoside triphosphate diphosphatase activity; nucleic acid binding; metal ion binding. NCBI's taxonomy places the organism in Eukaryota, Metazoa, Chordata, Actinopteri, Syngnathiformes, Syngnathidae. Gene Ontology annotation, biological process: nucleoside triphosphate catabolic process.